Oncorhynchus masou masou (cherry salmon) is the source of this 2531-nucleotide messenger RNA. RefSeq names its product protocadherin alpha-4-like. The coding region runs from base 117 to 2531 and encodes 804 amino acids. Gene Ontology annotation, biological process: homophilic cell-cell adhesion. The record is from RefSeq and is a predicted model, not a curated record. Gene Ontology annotation, molecular function: calcium ion binding. NCBI's taxonomy places the organism in Eukaryota, Metazoa, Chordata, Actinopteri, Salmoniformes, Salmonidae. The transcript has 2 exons. Gene Ontology annotation, cellular component: plasma membrane.
UCGUGAGACGGAUGGCUGGGUUGUGUGGAUCUCUAGCAUAACGUAUUUUUUGUGGUUUUAAUGGAUAGGCCCUAUGUGACUUUAAUUCUGGUAUAAUUUGUUUUAUACAAGCAGCAAUGGGUCGUCGAAGACAAAGAGAACGCGUUUGGAUUCAGUGCGUCGUGUUGCUUUGUUUAUUUGACUGGUCUGCAGCGCAGAUCUCUUACUCCGUUUCAGAGGAGGUGGACAAAGGCACUUUUGUGGGGAAUCUCGCUAAGGAUUUAAACCUUAAUGUUCAGGAACUGGAGUCGAGGGGUCUAAGGAUUGUAUCAGGACAUAGUAAGAGGUAUUUUGAGGCUAAUUUGAAAACGGGGAAUCUAUAUGUUAACGAGAGGAUAGACAGAGAGGAGAUUUGUCCGAAUACGGUAAAGUGCUCUUUAAACAUAGAGGCCAUAUUGAGCCACCCUAUGCUUCUCCACCGAAUACAGGUGAAUAUUUUAGACAUCAAUGACAAUGCGCCGGCCUUUGAUGAAACAUUGCACACAUUUAAUAUAUCUGAGUCGUCAUCAAAGGGCGAAAGAUAUUUGCUUCCGCUGGCAGUUGACGCAGAUACAGGCAGUAACUCGGUAAACAGCUACAAGCUGAGCCCGAAUGAACACUUCUCCCUGGAUGUACAGAGCGGUGGAGAGCAGAGUGUGUCUGCUGAGUUAGUGCUGCAGAAAGCUUUAGACCGAGAGAAACAGCCCGUUAUCCAGCUCACACUGACCGCUGUAGAUGGAGGAAAACCUCCUAGAUCCGGGACUUUACAGAUCAUUGUCAAUGUGAUUGAUGCAAAUGAUAAUUCUCCCACUUUUAGCAAACCGCUGUAUAAGGUCCGAGUAAAUGAAAAUGCUCCGUUUGGAACUGUAGUAAUAAAACUUAUUGCCACAGAUUUAGAUGAAGGGUUUAACGGUAAGAUUGAAUAUUCCUUUAUCAAACGCGCAAACUUGAACCCGUCUGUUUUAUUUGAUAUAAAUUCAGAAACAGGUGAAAUUAUAGUCAGGGGGAAUUUGGAUUAUGAGGGAAGUCCUGCAUAUGAAAUUCGAGUGCAGGCGACAGACCAAGGCUCCUCCCCCCGUAGUGCACACAGUAAAGUGUUAGUUGAAGUUAUUGAUGUCAAUGACAAUGUCCCUGAAAUAUUGGUGACGUCACUCAUGAGCCCAGUCAAAGAGGAUGCUGAGAUUGGGACCGUGGUCGCCUUGGUGACAGUAACUGAUAAAGAUGGGGGUAAAAACGGUCUCACCAACUGUACGCUUGUUGGGUCUGUUCCUUUUAAGUUGAGAUCGAACUACAAAAACUAUUAUUCGUUAGUGGUCGACGGGCCUCUGGACAGAGAGAGCUCUUCUCAGUACAAUGUCACCAUCACAGCUACGGAUGAAGGGACCCCGCCUCUUUCCAGCACCAGCGUUAUUACAGUACACGUUUCUGAUGUAAAUGACAACGCUCCUCACUUCUCAGAUCCAGUGAUUAAUGUUUAUGUGAAAGAGAACAGUCCGGUAGGAGACGUCAUUUACACGAUAUCUGCUUUUGACCCAGAUUCAGAUGAAAAUACAAAGAUGACGUAUUCAUUAUUAGAUAAAAGUGUUUCAAUAUCAUCAUCUGUAAAUAUAAACUCUGAUACUGGAGAUAUAAUCAGUCUGCAGUCUUUUAACUAUGAGGAGAUCAAAACUUUCCAGUUCAAAGUUCAGGCCACAGACUCUGGUGUUCCUCCACUCAGCAGCAACGUGACUGUGAACAUUUUUAUCCUGGAUGAGAAUGACAACAGUCCUGGGAUUCUCGCGCCCUAUUCUGAGCACGGCUCCGUUAACACUGAGAACGUUCCCUAUUCUGCUGAAGCGGGCUACUUUGUGGCCAAGAUCAGGGCUGUAGACGCCGACUCUGGCUACAAUGCGCUGCUUUCUUAUCACAUCUCUGAGCCCAAGGGAACCAACCUCUUCCGAAUCGGAACCAGCACCGGGGAACUUAGGACUAAGAGGAGAAUGAGUGACAAUGACCUGAAAACUCACCCAUUGGUCGUGUUGGUUUCUGAUAACGGAGAACCCUCACUGUCAGCGACUGUGUCUAUUGAUGUAGUGGUGGUUGAAAGUACAGGUGAAAUCCAGACUCAAUUCAGAAAUGUGCCGAGAAAGGAGGAGAACUUCUCUGAUUUGAACCUGUAUUUGUUGAUCGCCAUUGCUUCGGUGUCUGUGAUAUUUUUACUGAGCCUCAUCAGUUUAAUAGCUGUAAAAUGCCACAGGACAGAGGACAAUUUCAGAAGGUACAGCGCCCCAAUGAUCACCACACACCCUGACGGAAGCUGGUCUUACUCUAAAUCUACUCAGCAGUAUGACGUGUGUUUCAGCUCAGACACACUGAAGAGUGACGUAGUGGUUUUCCCCGCUCCGUAUCCACCUGCAGAUGCAGAACUGAUCAGUAUUAAUGGAAAUGACACGUUUAACAGGACUCAGACAUUACCCCACAAAGAGAAGGUAAGAUCUAUGGGCAAUUGGGCAGAGGCCUAUUUUGAUACAUGA